GGCGUUGCCACCUCCAGCCCUGCUCUCCUUCUUCCAGAGCACCUAAGCGUGUUCCUGUUUCCCAGGCCCAAACACAAAGAUGGAGUGUCAGAAAAUUGUCAAUUUUGGAAACCAACUUCUUCGCCGGAAAAACGUGGACUGCACUCGAGAAGACAGUCGGCUCUCACGAUGCCUCAACACGUUUGACUUAGUGGCUUUGGGUGUAGGCAGCACUUUGGGUGCAGGUGUCUAUGUACUGGCUGGAGCAGUGGCACGGGAAAACGCAGGACCUGCUAUUGUUAUCUCCUUCCUGAUUGCUGCCUUGGCUUCUGUGCUGGCGGGACUCUGCUAUGGAGAAUUCGGGGCUCGAGUUCCUAAGACGGGAUCGGCUUAUCUCUACAGCUACGUGACCGUGGGUGAGCUGUGGGCCUUCAUCACAGGGUGGAAUUUAAUCCUCUCCUAUGUUAUCGGAACCUCCAGCGUGGCCAGGGCCUGGAGCGCAACGUUUGAUGAAAUCAUAGGCCAGCACAUUGAAGAGUUUUGUAAAAAACACAUGACAAUGGAUGCUCCUGGGGUGCUGGCAAAGUACCCAGACAUCUUCGCUGUGGUGAUCAUCAUCAUCCUAACAGGACUUUUAAUUUUUGGCGUGAAGGAGUCCGCCCUGGUGAACAAAGUGUUCACCUGCAUCAACAUCCUCGUCCUCGGCUUCGUCAUGGUCUCUGGCUUUGUGAAAGGGUCUAUUAAAAACUGGCAGCUGACUGAACAGGAUAUUUACAACAUCAGCCACAGCAUUUACAGAGACAAUCAAACACAGGAAGAAAACCUCUACGGUGUCGGAGGGUUUAUGCCCUAUGGAUGGAAAGGAGUCCUCUCAGGGGCAGCCACGUGUUUUUAUGCUUUUGUGGGAUUUGACUGCAUUGCUACUACAGGUGAGGAGGUAAAAAACCCUCAGAAGGCCAUUCCCAUUGGCAUCGUGGCAUCCCUGCUCAUCUGCUUCGUGGCUUAUUUUGGCGUGUCAGCUGCCCUGACACUCAUGAUGCCUUACUACCAGCUGGACACCAACAGCCCUCUGCCCAACGCCUUUAAGUACGUGGGCUGGGACGGAGCCAACUAUGCGGUGGCUGUCGGUUCCUUGUGCGCGCUCUCUACCAGUCUCCUUGGCUCCAUGUUUCCGAUGCCUCGGAUAAUUUAUGCUAUGGCAGAAGAUGGACUUCUCUUUAAGUUUUUGGCUAAAGUCAACGAGAAGAGAAAAACUCCAGUAAUUGCAACAAUGACAUCAGGGGCCAUUGCAGCUGUUAUGGCAUUUCUCUUCGACUUGAAAGAUCUUGUGGAUCUCAUGUCCAUCGGGACCCUCCUGGCUUACUCCUUGGUGGCAGCCUGCGUGUUGGUACUGAGGUAUCAGCCAGAGCAGCCUAAUUUGGCAUACCAGAUGGCCAGGACAACAGAGGAGACAGAUAACAAUGAGUCUGUGAGCACCAGCGAGUCACAGGCUGGAUUCCUGCCAGAGGAGGAGGAGAGAUGUUCCCUCAAGGCCAUACUUUGUCCCCCAAAUUCAGACCCUUCCAAGUUCUCUGGCUCAGUGGUGAACUUCUCGACCUUCAUCAUUGGUUUCCUUAUCGUGGGUAGCUGUAUCCUCACUGCCCUUGAGCCAAGCGUUCUGAUAAAGGCUGUAUGGAUUAUUGCUGCCAUCCUCAUUCUCCUUGUCAGCUUCAUUAUAUGGAAGCAACCUGAAAGCAAAACAAAGCUCUCCUUUAAGGUACCUCUUUUGCCCUUUCUUCCUGUUGUGAGUAUUUUUGUGAAUGUUUACCUCAUGAUGCAGCUAGAUGUAGGCACAUGGAUACGAUUUGCAGUCUGGAUGCUCAUAGGCUUUAUCAUCUACUUCACCUACGGGAUAUGGCACAGUGUGGAAGCUGCCUACACGGCCUCUUCAGACGCGGAGCGGAGCGCAGACGCCGCCUCAGAGAGCUGUAAAUGAGCACGGGGCUGGCGCGCGGGCGGCCGGGCGGCAGCCAAGGGCCUUGUGGUGGGGAUCCUCAGCCCGGUCUCCUCCGGUUCGGCAGCGAUACAGGAGUUGGGCAGCGUGACACAGCACUCCCCAGCCCUGGUGCUGCAGCUCGCAGCUUGCUUAGUAGCACAGUUAAAAGGGAUCACAAGGAAAAAAAGCCACAGCUCCCGCCUAGUCCCGGCAGCUCAUGUGGGGCUACGCGCCUCCCGUCCUCCCGCUCCUGGGGUUUUUUUGUUGUCCAUUGUGUAGAAAGAAAACUGCUUCUGUGUGCCAGUUAACCUUAAAUGCUGCUAUGAAACCAAGCCUCAGAAAGGCCUUCCUUUCAGUUGCCCCUGGAAUUACCUCCCCACAGAUACUCUCCCUGGUUAUACACGGAGCAGAUUCUGCAGCGCUACUGUCAGGCUUAGACCGGAUCCAUCCUUCACGCGUCGUGAGCUGUACCCCACGUGUACGCACAAAACAAGGCUAUUGCUGAACACCAGCUUUCUCCUGGUUCCAAAAGCCCCCACGAGACGUGCGUUCGUCCUUCACAGCGUCGAGUCGCAUUGUUUUUGUUGUGUCGAUCUCUUUGUUUAAUCACGUGCUCACACGCUUUGCAGUUUCAGUCUCUCCGCAGCAGUUCCGUGUGUGCGUGCAAAGGAUUUGGCCGUGAGGCUUUGGUUUGGUGUCGGCGGGUGGAGCGUGGCUGUGCCUCAGGAAGGGGAAGCACAGGGACAUCGUCAGGGGCUUGAACUUCACCUGUGAGCAAUGCCUCAUGCCUGCCCCUGCCCAGGGGAGGGCUGGAGGGAUGUGCAGGGGCCCCUUGCUCGUAGUAAAAACACCGCUAAGCUCUAGGGUGUGACUUGCUGAGAGAAACUUUCCCUUUGGGGCUGUAAAUUAUCUCCAGAGCCUGACUGUGGUUGGAAGGUGGGAAAUGUAGAGUUGAGACCAGGGUCUGUGUGUGGUUGUCAAUGCCUAGGUUUUGCUGUAGGAUGAAAUGCUUUUUAACAGAUUCCCUCUGAUAGCUGUCCCCAGACAAAUGCACAACUCUAAAAAAGGCUUGUUAAAGCAUCACGAAGGUGGGCCAUGCCUACGUAAUGCCACCGAUUUAAAUUCAUGCUUCAACUUGAACUGGAAACAAACCAUAGAAUCACAGAAUGGUUUGGGUUGGAAAGGACCUUUGAAGAAAUCUGACCAGCCUCCUUGCCACAAGCAGGGACAUCUUUCAUUUGAUCGAGUUGCUCAAAGCCCCGUCCAGCCUGACCUCAAACACUUCCCAGGACAGGGCAUCCCAAACAGGCAGUGAAGGAAUCUCUUCUCCCAGCCUGAGUGGAUGCUGGGUGCUGUCCUCUCUGUCUUUGACACUGCUGCCCCUGAACACCAGACAGUUUUCAGUCUGUGUGUUGCCUCCCGUGUGUGUCGCGGGGUGCGCUUGGAGGGCAGUUGCCCCCACAAAAUGAAGCCAAGAGGAGAACACCAAAAUUAGAAGCCACUAGGUUGAGGUCUGUUUGUUUUAAACACAGGCAAGAUCAACACACUCCACAGCCUCCUGAAAAGCACUGAAGGUGUGGUGGGAGGGAGAGAAGAGGCAAACUCAAGAGGGGAGCAAAAUUUUCCCAUUGUACCAAAAACAUAAGGAUAUUUUUCCCUACCUUGGGUACCAGCUUCUGAGCAAUUAAGGCAUUCAGCAAUGACCAUUUGAGGGUGAAUUCUGACUGGAAGUGUGUUUCCAAAGAACGUUAUUUUAACAUAUACAGAUUUUUUGCUGUAUGCCAGUUGGGUUUUUUUAUAGAAAUGUUAACUUAUUUAUGUUAUCUACUUAGGGAUCUGUUCUGGUAUUUAUAUUCCAUAAUGUUUCAGCUUCUGUGGCACGUAGUAGCAGCAUGUAGAAGGAGGAAGGGCCCUGACGGUGUCAUUUUUCUUUAGUUUCCUUUUCUCUGAGAAGGUUUGUUGGGAAAACUUUGUGUGUUACCAGAUUUGGCAUUGAAGGUCUGGCAUUACCUGUACUGACCCCAGAGCCACCUGCUUCAGAUUUGCUGUUGGAGGUGAGGAUCUUCAGCCCCAUCUCCCACUCCUCCCUUGUGCCUUCGUCAGCCCAUCAGUUCCCUGGUGCUGCCAUCUCCCUUGCUCCUUGUUGCUAUUCAGCAGAUACAAGGAGGUGGAGGAAGCCUGCAGCCCUGUGCAGGACAGGGGAGUGCAGGUGUCUCUUCGUGCUCUGUUCUGUGGUGUCCAGCUGGACCUGGGGACCUCCUGGCCCCAGGAGAGGACUGGUCGGGAGGUGAUGGCUCUGGCAGAGCUGCAUGCUCCUGCCUCAUCCCCUCCAGGCUGCAUCCACUCCUUGCUUGUACACUUUGUAAGCUGAAGGGGAAAUUUGAUUGACCUUUCUAGGACAACGUCAAGGACUUUGGUGAAUGCAUGGGUUUGGUUUGGUUUGCUCUUUUUCUACCAUCUCUUCCUCCCUGCUGAUGUCUGCAUGUAACAUAGAUCACUCCAGAUAUCUUUGAAGACGUGCAACUGCUGCUAUAAGCUUGCUGUUGUGGGUGAAACGCUUUAAUUAAUUUGAGCUUUUCUUUGUAAAUAGUUUGGUCAUUAUUUUAUUAUGAGAAUAUUUUGUACAGAUACAGAGCAUUUUGCUGUAUGAGGAGGUGGUAAUAGAGGAGCGAUAUUUUUUCUUGGCACGAGAAUAUGUCCUUUUCUGCCAAAGCUGAGAGGUGUAGUAAAAAUGGCCCGCUGGGCCGGGUCUUUCGGGGCAGACCCUGGCCCAAAGGACUGACUUUGUUUUGGGGUUCCUGCUCCAGAGCCCUUAGGAGCCGUUGGUGCUCGGUCAUGGCAGGGGAGAGGGGGCUGCAGGGGACCACGCUGCUGCAGAUAUUGCUGGUGGUGAUGCCAUGUGUCGCUGGGUACUGCUGGGGUUUCAGAAGGAUAAGGUUUUAGCUGACAGUGCUGGCUGUGGACAUGCAUACCCUUCCACCAUCCCAGGUGAAAAACUCCUCUUCAUCGCAUGCAGAGGAUGCCUGGCACUGCCUGCUGUCUCAGAGAACGGGAAGCAAUGUGCUGGGGUGUUACAUGUGUAAAGUCCUCUUCGUAAGUGAUUGCAUUUUAUAUACUAAUAAAUUCCAGUGGGGUUUGUUGAAUUGCUCCUUGAGAAACCCACAUCCAAGUGAGCAUUGCUGUCACCUGCCUAAAUGAAUGAAGGCUGACAGGCUGGAGGGUCUUUGAAGGAGGGGAGGAGGAGGAAAGGUGCUGGUUUUGGUGCAGUAAGCGCCCCUCCAAUCCCUCUCCUUCUUUCAAAGGAAGCCCCUUCCCUCUGGCAGAAGCAGCAUCUCUCUUUGAAACCCCUGUAUAACCUUUCAGUGUCCACUGGGCCCAGCUUUACGGCAGGUUCCGUUUCUUCCUUCUCCUUACCAAAAACUUGCACUUGUUCUGGCCAAGUCUGUGUGUAGGCAGCAAAGCAGCGCCCACGGCCUCCUGCCUGUGGCCUGGGCCCCGUUGCCUCCUGAGGCCAUUGGCUGCGCUGCCCACAGUCGCUCCCCUCCUGCCCUGUCCCCAUCGCCACCCUGGGCUGCCUUACGCUCUGCCUUGGGGCUGCAGGCAGGGUGAGGGAUGCCCGACUCCUCUCUGCCAGCAAGAGCCAAACCUAGAUUUUUCUCAGGGUAUUUGCUCCUGACUCACGCUCCCAGGAGCGGGGCUUGUGUGCUCCCACUGGCGAGAGGCUCCUCACCUUCUUACUGCCGCACCAGGCAGUGCUUUGGGCAGGGUGACGCAUGUUGUCGGGAGGCAGAGGGUUCCCUUGCAGCACACUGUGCCUUGAGGCCAUGCUGGACAGUGGUUUGGGCAGGGUGACGCAUGUUGUCUGGAGGCAGAGGGUUCCUUUGCAGCACUCUGUGCCCUGUGGCCAUGCCAGGCAGUGGUUUGGGCAGGGUGACGCGUGUUGUCAGGUGGCAGAGGGUUCCCUUGCAGCCCAUUGUGCCUUGUGGCCAUGCUGGACAGUGGUUUGGGCAGGGUGACGCGUGUUGUCAGGAGGCAGAGGGUUCCCUUGCAGCACUCUGUGCCCUGUGGCCAUGCCAGGUGGUGGUCUGGGCAGGGUGACACAUGUUGUCAAGAGGCAGAGGGUUCCUUUGCAGCACUCUGUGCCCUGCGGCCCUGUGGGUGCAAGGAGCAGGAGGAGUGCGGUGUGCUGGCGAGCCGACUGCGGGCUUGGGUCCUGGCAGUACAGCGAUUCUUGCUGACUGAAGCCAUGGAAGAGUUUGUAUAUUUUUAUUUUUUAAUUGUUAAGCAAAAUGUAAAUACUUUUCUGUUGUCCAUUGGAUGCUCUAUUUUCCUAUUGAUUUCUUAUGGGCACGGUAAAUAGUUUUAAUGCUUCUUCUGCCAACAAAUCUAUUUUUAAUCUUUUUUUGUCUUUGGUUUGUUCUGGUGUUUUUUUAUAGUGUUGGUGUAGCGAUUAAAGCCUUAAGUUUUGAAAUGUGAACCUCCCGUCCCCCAAGCAAGGUGCAGGUGUGCAGCUACUUUUUAUCCCGGCAGCACUGUAAAUACAUCUCCCCUGGACAAUGCUUUUGGAACUCUGAAAUUCACCUGUAAUUAUGUGGUACUGCAUUAAAACAUUUUUCUCGAU
Molecule: messenger RNA, 6575 nt
Organism: Colius striatus (speckled mousebird)
Lineage: Eukaryota; Metazoa; Chordata; Aves; Coliiformes; Coliidae
Gene: SLC7A1
Product: solute carrier family 7 member 1
Exons: 12
Coding region: 80-1954 (624 amino acids)
Biological process (GO): transmembrane transport; amino acid transport
Cellular component (GO): plasma membrane
Molecular function (GO): amino acid transmembrane transporter activity
Source: RefSeq, a predicted model, not a curated record